Thlaspi arvense is the source of this 519-nucleotide messenger RNA. The record is from the annotation of a GenBank genome assembly. Lineage: Eukaryota; Viridiplantae; Streptophyta; Magnoliopsida; Brassicales; Brassicaceae.
AUGGCUAACCCAAGAGUUUUCUUCGACAUGACUGUCGACGGUGCACCCGCUGGUCGUAUCGUGAUGGAGCUUUUCAAUGACACGACACCGAAAACGGCCGAGAAUUUCCGAGCUCUGUGCACCGGCGAGAAAGGCGUCGGAAAGAUGGGCAAGCCGCUCCAUUUCAAGGGAUCGAGCUUCCACCGUGUGAUCCCUAAGUUCAUGUGUCAGGGAGGGGAUUUCACCGCCGGGAACGGAACCGGUGGCGAAUCGAUCUACGGUGCUAAGUUCAAGGACGAGAACUUCGUCAAGAAGCACACCGGAGCCGGGAUCCUCUCCAUGGCUAACUCUGGCCCUAACACCAACGGAUCUCAGUUCUUCAUCUGCACGGCGGAGACCUCGUGGCUAGAUGGGAAGCACGUUGUGUUUGGGCAAGUGGUUGAUGGUCUGGACGUGGUGAAGGCGAUCGAGAAAGUUGGGUCGUCCUCCGGGAGGACCUCGAAGCCUGUGGUCGUCGCUGAUUGUGGUCAGCUUUCUUAG